AUGAUGCAUUCAGGUAAUGAGUUGAUGUUGCUUCAAAAGGCUGUGAUCUUGGAUGACAGAGGCUAUGGUCGUUGGAAGGUACGAACGGUUCAGUUAAUUCGCAAUCUAGGAGAGGAUGCUUGGACAGCUGUUGAAGAAGGCUGGGAACCUCCAUAUGAAAAAACCAAAGCGGGUGACAAGAUUACUAAGCCUAAGGCUCGCUGGACAGUGGAUGAGAAGAAUUUGUCUAAGUAUAAUGCUAGAACUCUUAAUGUUAUUUUCGGUGCUGUAGAUGAUGAUGAAUUCAAACUUGUUCAAGGGUGUGAGUCAGCUAAAGAUGCUUGGGAUAUCUUGCAGAAGUCACAUGAAGGAAACUCAAGUGUUAAAAUAACAAGGUUGGAUCAACUUGCCUCCCAGUCUGAAGUUCUAAGGAUGGAUCCAGAUGAAACAAUCUCUCAGUUCAGUGCAAAAAUGAGUGCUAUUGCAAACGAAGCUAAGAAUCUUGGAAAGAUCUACAAAAAUACAAAGCUGGUUAAGAAGUUAAUUAGAUGCUUACCGUCCAAAUACGCCGCUCAUAAAGCUGUUAUUCGAGUUUCAGGAACUGCUUUCAAGGCAGAUGAUACAAGUGAUCAGCUGAAGGAGAUAAAGGACAACAUGUCCUUGAUGGCAAGGAACUUUGGGAAGGCUCUUAAGCGAGUUGAAAAAGGUCAAGAAAGAGAGUCCUCUAGCUGGAACAGAAACAAUGCAGAAAGUCCUAGCAAUUGUUUCAACAGGACUGAAAAGGAGAAGGCUGACCAUCGAAAAGAUGUGCAAUGUCACGAAUGCAAUGGUUUUGGACACUACAAACCUGAAUGCCUUCUGACCAAGCGAAAGGAAAUGAAAUGUUUUGAGUGUAAAGGUUUUGGACAUUUGAAGACAGAAUGUUCAAAUUUACAAAAAGCUAAGAAUAAGUCAUUUAUUAGCUUCAGCGACUCAGAUUUCUAUAGUGAUGAAGAAGAAGGAAUGUUGAAUCUGUUUGCCUUUAGUGCUAAGAGUGAUGAGGUACCUGCUGAGAGCUCAUAUGAUGAUGAGGAAGAUUCAAUUACCAAAGAGAGCUAUUGUUUGGAAGCCAAGGUCAAUAUGCUAGAAGAAGAAUGCAAGUCUGAAGUUACAACUUGUAAGGAGCUACUUCCUGCUGAAAAGGAGUUGCUUGAGAGAAAAUUGAGAAAUCUUCAAGAAUUCUAUGGUUUGGAGAAGGAAAGAUCAACAAGCCUUGAACGGGAGCUGAACGAGAAUCAUAAAAAAAUCAGGAUGUUGAAUAAUGGUGGGAAGAAGUUAGAUGAGAUCUUGUCAAUGGGAAUUGUUGGAUCUCAACAUCGUGGUCUGGGCUAUAACAAACAACAUGAUGUUGAACUUUUGUCACGUGAUAAGUCUAUAAGCUUUGUGAAAAGUAACGUAACUCAUGCUGUGGAGUCGACUGUUCUGAACAAAGUUAACUACAGAGGAAGUGCGGGUCAUGUUCGUAGAUUCUGUUAUAAGUUUAAGAAUAAGAUCAAGGAGCUUUGGAUGGCUAGGAAAUGUUUUAUAGAUCCAUUUCACUUUUGCAAAGUCUGGGUUGCUAAAAAGGCUCUAUACAAUAAAAAUUUCGAGAAUGAUGAGAAAAAGUAUGAUCAAGGUUGCAGAGAGUCUGAGGAAAUCAACCUAUGUUGUAAUCUCUCGAAGAUAGUCACUGAAUAUGAUGUUGGGGUUGAACCUCAGGUUCUACAGAAGCAUGUUGCAGAACCAUCUAUACAAGAAAAAGGCACAACUGAAUCAACUAGAUCCAAUAGUAAUGAUUGGAAUGAUGAAUCAUCAGGAGUCUUAGCUACAUCUAAACAGUUGCAAGGUCAUAAGAAUCAGUCUGCUGCACUUGCAUUUGUUGAGCAAACCGUUCGUCAUGUUCAGCUGAAUUCUCAAGGAGUGCUGCAACAUUGUUUUGUUUCACAGGUUGAACCUAAGAACAUUAUAAAAGCUCUUGAGGAUUAUUUUUGGUACAAGACAUGA
Messenger RNA from Camelina sativa (false flax), 2001 nucleotides. NCBI's taxonomy places the organism in Eukaryota, Viridiplantae, Streptophyta, Magnoliopsida, Brassicales, Brassicaceae. The record is from RefSeq and is a predicted model, not a curated record.